Molecule: messenger RNA, 810 nt
Organism: Trichoderma aggressivum f. europaeum
Lineage: Eukaryota; Fungi; Ascomycota; Sordariomycetes; Hypocreales; Hypocreaceae
Exons: 3
Coding region: 1-810 (269 amino acids)
Source: RefSeq, a predicted model, not a curated record
AUGCCUGGAACCAUACCUGCAAAACGCUUUGACACAUUAUCUCUGGAAGAUAAAUCCAUUGUGCUCGGGCAAAUGGCCGAUAUUCUGGCCCUACUACAUCAAUUCGAGAUCCCGAACACGAUCGAAAUGUUCGGAGGCCUGAAGUUUGACGAGCAUGGAAUAAUAAUCAAGCUUCAGGAGGCCGAUGAAAACCCGGUCAUAGUGGGCUGGGAAGAAAAUGGGCUACGGACAAAACUGGACAAGUUUAUCGGUUACCAACUUGACGAGACUUUGAAAGACUAUGUACAGGUCCGUAGAGUGCUUAUUCAUGGAGAUUUUACAACAAAUAAUAUUCUGUUCGAUGCAGGCACGCUUAAAGUAACUGCAUUAUUAGAUUUCGACUUCUCUUACGUUUCAACGGCCGCAGAAGAAUUUCUCGGGUUCUCCUUUGGUAAUAUAUCAGGUGGCAAGCUUCCAGGGCCGUUUGGAACCGGAGCUGAUCUCAGCCUUCGCAAAGCGAUGCUCUCUAGCUUCACAACGCCGUUUCUCAAUACAGACACUUCGGAAAAUCACUGGGACGUGACAAAGGCUAGGGGCAGAGAACUUGUGCGAGCUGGUGCUACAAAGCCCGCCACUAUACCUCAUUUUGAAGAUAUCGCAGAUAUCUACUGGCUUCAGGACAAAAUAAGUCCAUUUGAACUUGAUAGCCCCGUCAUGAGGAGACGAAAAACAGCAGAACAGCUAAGGAGCAUCCGAAACGAGAUAGAAGAAAUGAUUGUUAGGUUUUUGGACCGCUUGAAUACGUCUUCGGGUGGCGAUUUUAGCAAUUAG